This is a messenger RNA of Cercospora beticola, 1264 nucleotides long. RefSeq lists its product as uncharacterized. The record is from RefSeq and is a predicted model, not a curated record. Lineage: Eukaryota; Fungi; Ascomycota; Dothideomycetes; Mycosphaerellales; Mycosphaerellaceae.
CGUUCUCGCACCACCACGCUCUCUUACAAUACGGACCAUCGAAUGCGCAGUCGUAUCGCAACGCGCACGAACGAGAUAUAACCAACGGCCGACAACUGCCGCCACCCAUGGACGCGCUCGACGAAAGGCAGGCGGCCACGCAGCGCGCGGCGAGCCGGUUGCCAUCCUACAUCAAGUUCCCUGCAUUGACGCUCGUCUCGCUGGGCUUGAGCGCCUUCCUCUACACCAUUGUCGCAGACUACACCGGGCCCGAACUCGCAUCCGUCAGUCGCAACCUGGAAGAGCGAUGGCAGCUUUGGGCCAUCCUGGGCUGGAAGCUCGCUGAGCUGUUCGGCGCAUGGUAUCUGCGCUAUGAUUACAUGGACUUGGGCUGGUUGACUCUAUUGAGCAAUGUCCCGCACUACUUCCUUCUCAACACCUUCUAUGGUGUCGACAACCUCGCCGCACUCAUUCCUCUGGCCAUCGACGUCGUCACCAUUGCCAUUCCAUUCGCUCUCUUCCGCGGACCCAUCCACGCUCGCAAUUCGAAGAAGCCUAGGACAGCGAAUCAACUCGUGGCGCAAGAUGCUGGGAUCAACUGGACAAUCGCUGCCUUCGCCGCAAGCUUGUACACCCUGGUCAUCUAUCUCAGCUACUCCACCUGGCUGACAGUAUGGAUGACUGUGCACUUCGACGGGCUGAAGACUCUCGAAAAAGCUCACGACACUGUGCCAUGGCUGCUCGUACUUCUGUUACUCCCAGUUGGCUACGGUGCUACACAAUUCAUAUUCGUGCCAGCAAUCGGGUCCGCUGCGAACCCAGGACUUACAGACCCUAAGAUCCACCCAGAGCUGGCUCCUUUCAACCCAGAGACCGCAACGUUCACCGAAACUCUUGCGUACAACCUCGGCCUUAGUGCGGCGGGAUUCUCACCAAGAGCAGAAAUUCUCUUCAAGAGGACUGCGAUCCUCGCGGUUUCAUCAUUUGCCAACUCGUUCAUGCGAUCAUACCUUACCAUUGAAGGCACGGAUCUGCUCGGGACUGCUGGAUGGUCGAGUGUCUGGGCUGUUGCUUCGGCAUUGGCGGGUGCUGCCUUCGCUUGGGUUGGAGAUGAAUGAGAGGUGUCACUAUGCGGCAAAAUGUGCGAAGAAUAGCUGUAACAGUAGAGGGUAGCUUUUCUGGAUUCUGCUUUACCAUAUACCCUGGAAGCCGCAAGUGCGCGGUUGCGAAUGACGUUCUGAGAUAUGUAUGUUCACCACGCGGGAAAGAAGCUUCAACUACCAGA